AUAUAUAUAUAUAUAUAAUAUAUAUUAUAUAUAUACAUAUACAUACAAAUGUACAGUGUGCCUCUGUUUUCUCACAAAGCCAAAGAAAUUCAACGGAGGAAAGAACCUAGAAAGUUGGGACAGACUGUUCCAAACAUGCCGUCGCCGUUUUACCAAUCAGAGAUUCAAACCGCCGACUCUCGGGCGUGAUUGCCCAAAGCCAGCGGCCGUGCACGCUGCACAGCUGGACCCGUUUGCAUUAAGAAGGGUUGGAGUUUACACUCAUCUCAAAGCAAAGCUGCUGGAUACCACUCGGUCAGAUUAAUCCGUGUUGGAGCAGAGGUCACCAGGGUCACCAUGUAUACGAGCUGGCGAGAUGAGGAAAACUAGAGAGAGAGCGCGAGAGGGGGAUGAAUCGACACAAUAUGGAGAGCAAAGGGAAGGGAAAGUAACAGAUGGAUUUGUGAGGAUUAGAGAAAUCUGGGGUGGGUUUCUGAUGGAAACUCGCCCAAGACAGAGGAAUAUGUGAUGAGGGAGCGCAGAAGAAAGGUGAAGGGAAACCGAGAGCCCCGUCCGAGGCGCCGGCAGGGGAACACGGGGUCGUCCAGACAAAGACAGCAUGAGAUUCACUUGACAUUAAUCCUGCAAGAUUACCAAAGAUUACCAAGGCCAGAGGUAGGCCUGAAAUACAAUCCCUCCUAGAGAGGUGGAGGAACAGGUGGAAGAAGGGGAUGUGCCCUCGGAGCGCGACUGAUCCGCAGGAUAAGAUUAAGGCAUCCAUCCUCGUCCAAGAAAAGCAAACGUCAUGAACCAAAAACCAGAAGAAAGAUGAUAGGAAAAUGGGGUAGUGCUGCGGGUCGGCGACUAGAAAUGGCCUCGUGCCGUAACGUCUAAGAGACAAGGAGGUCUCGAAUUCAAAGGCCAUGAACUACUUUCCUGGAUUUCUUUGACUGCAGCUGGAGCGGGAGGAGAGCCAGAGUUCCUCCUCUGGCCUGCACAUCUGUCUGUGUCUUACUGGCAGUGAUUAAAUCCCCCGCUUUUCAUCUUUCUGUGUUCCACUCUCCGCUCUCAGCCUCCCGUCUGUCGACCGCUCGCCUUUCCUCAACUCCCCCAGCCCUCCCUCCAUCCCCGAUCCCUCCGCCGCCCUCUUUGAAUCACUUCUGCGCUCCACGACAAACAAAUCCCGAUUAGUCAGCAGAAAACCUCAGAGGGCCGAGACCUCCGAGGCACUCGAACAAGUUUCUCCCGGGCCUGUCGACCCCACGGCGAGAAGCGACGAUGCUGGAGAACAUGUCCAGACGUAACCGCUCCCUGCUGUCGCUCUCCCUGACCUCCAUGGCCCUCACGCUGUCCGUCUGGGCCUUCUGCACCUCCUAUUGGUGCGAGGGGACGCACAAGGUGGUGAAGCCCCUCUGCCUCUCGCCCGUCAAGUUGAAGAACUGCGGGCAGAACGACAGCCAGCCGUACACCACAGAGGCCCCCACCCCGGACCCCAGGCAGCAGGCCUCCAACGUGACGCUGUCUCCGCUGCAGAAGGAGGAGCUGGCCUCCACCAGGAGGAAGCAGAUGGCCAACGCCGUCCAAUACAUAUGGGAGACGGGCGAGGACAAGUACAUGCUGCGCUACUUCCACACGGGCUUCUGGCUCUCCUGCGAGAAGCACAAUGAAGGUGAAGAUCAGGAAGAAAAGUGUCGCAGCUUCAUUGAGCUGACCCCCGGAGAGACACAAGGUGUCCUCUGGCUGGCGGUCGUCAGUGAGUUCUCCUACAUCGGCCUGCUGGCCAUGGGCUUCCUGCUGAUGUGCGUGGAGGUGAUCUGCAUGUGCGCCAAAAGGGAGAUGAACGCCCUCAAGUUCAACGCCUUCGCCGCCAUGUGCACCGUCCUCUCAGGUUUGAUGGGCAUGGUGGCACACAUGAUGUACACCACGGUGUUUCAGAUGACCGUGAGCAUCGGGCCCAAAGACUGGAGGCCACAGACCUGGGACUACGGAUGGUCUUUUGCCAUGGCGUGGCUGUCCUUCAGCUGCUGCAUGGGGGCCGCCGUGGCCACGCUCAACUCCUACACCAAGACCCUCAUAGAGAUGAAGCGCCGGGCCCGGGUGAGGCUGGACGAGGCUCGCGCCGCCGCCUGCGCCCCCUCCUACGAGGAGGUCCUUCGGGCUGGAGGGAGCGUCUACUCCGUCAGAAUGGGGGCGGCGGGAGGAGCUGGGGGAGCGGGAGUUGCCCUCUUCGGGGGGAGCGGGGUUGGGAUGGAAGGAAUGGGAGCAGCGGGAGGAGCUGGGGAAGCGGGGGGAUGCGGAAUGGGGGGGCGGAGGCUGGUGGACCCUCAUGGCGUGGUGGUGGAGGGAUGCUGCGCUGAAGGAUGUGAAGACUGCGAGCGGGAGAUGGACGAGAUAGAAUACGCUGUGCAGGAGGAGAGAGAGGACUCGCUCUGCUGAGAUUUCCAUAAUAUCCAUCGUUCUUCCUAAGUAUCCGGCUUCCCAUGAUAGUUCUGGACUGUGUUCUAAACCAACUCACAGCUCCAACGCUCACACCUUUGCUUUAAUGAGGGAGGUUGGACGCCACCAUGGAGUCCGUGUGCAGCAGGAGAAGCACAAACAUCAGGAGUAAAAGGUGCAAAAGGGAGUUAAUUGUACACAUUUCUGCUAAUAACUUUGUUAUUUCGUGACAAACCCUCGUCUUUCCAAAGAGUCAGUUUAGGGAUAUCGUCUUUAAAUAUGGUAGAAAUAAUUAGUCCAGAGAAGAUGAUGAUGAGAUGUUCCACUGGAUGAACAGAAAGCACUUUUUUGAUACUAUGCGAUGAUUAGAAAUCUCUCACCAAAUCACAUUUUCCUACAAACAGGUGAUUGUAACUUUGUAAAUUCAGCCUUAUACACCGUGACCUUUUAGUCUUUAUGUGCUGAUAUAUCGCAUAGAUCAUAGAUCAUUUCUACACUCACAGAUAAGUAUAAUCAUCAGGACCUAAAAAAUCUAAAUAUAUUUAGUUGGCUUCGUGUCAAGAGAGCAAAUAAGAAAUGAUUUGUUUAUAUUUGCCACAUAAAUAACUGGUUCGCAGUGUUUUUCUCUGUUGUUUCCCAGCGUACAGAAACACGAUUAAAAGAAGAUAAAGAAGAUUACAGCUGUUAGAAGGAUGCGGACAUUAAGACAGAUGUUUGAAAUGCUGGAGAUUACGUCAAUGAGAGAGAGAUGAUAAAGGCUGUGAGGCAGCAAUAAACUGGAUCCAUGUGUCAAUACAAAGUAAAGAUGAAAUGGAGUUUUACAAUUUAGCCUUUCAGUGCACUGCAGUGAAAGUGAUCCCAGUAUGAAUCCGUCCAGUUUCUGUGUGUAACGCAUGCAUUUAUGUAGUUUUAUUUUUAAAAGCAAGGCUGCAGCCUCUAUUUGCAGCUUCUUGUUGCACUUUGAGUUUAAGGAACGUUUCAAUGACACAUAUUGAGGAUGUAUUUGCUCGAGAAGCUUCCCGAGACGUGUUUCAACUGUUGUUCUGGGUAUUUUAUUUUGGAAGGAACCCAAUGUUUUAUAUUACUUGUUUGGCGAACUAAUAAAGUGUUCCAAUAAAUAGA
Molecule: messenger RNA, 3537 nt
Organism: Gasterosteus aculeatus aculeatus (three-spined stickleback)
Lineage: Eukaryota; Metazoa; Chordata; Actinopteri; Perciformes; Gasterosteidae
Source: RefSeq, a predicted model, not a curated record